Trypanosoma cruzi is the source of this 981-nucleotide messenger RNA. RefSeq names its product mucin TcMUCII, putative. The transcript has a single exon. Lineage: Eukaryota; Euglenozoa; Kinetoplastea; Trypanosomatida; Trypanosomatidae. The record is from RefSeq and is a predicted model, not a curated record. Bases 1 to 981 code for a protein of 326 amino acids.
AUGACGACGUGCCGUCUGCUGUGCGCCCUGUUGGUGCUUGCCCUGUGCUGCUGCCCGUCCGUGUGCGCAACAACGACUGGCGAAGGUACCGAUAAGGGUAGCUCCAGUUCAACGACUGCUCAGCCACAGGGAACAGGUGGUUCAGGGCCAAAAAAUACUUCCACGGCGCCAAGUUCAACACCUCCGACCGAUGCAUUACCGUCAAAGAGUCAGGACAGUAAAGGACAAGCAUCAGAUACUAGGAGUGAUACCGCAAGAGGGACCGGUGGAGAUCAAAAUGAGGACAGCCCCAGUUUAUCGCCUGCUUUGCGAGAGGGAGCAGGUGUUCCGGGUUCAGCGAAUCCGGGGGUCGGUACUUCUGAGAUUCCGGGGAACGAUGCGAAACAGCCCGAUGGCACGCUCAGUUUUCAAGGGGCAGCAGAUGCGGCGAAACGUAAUGGACCGACAUCAAGUACAGCGGCCAGUGCGCCAGAUUCAGCAGGCCCGGCCAAAACGGUGGAGGAACCGGCAACGAUUUCAGAAACCGGUGGGAAAGGGCCCUCAAGUCAGGCCAGUACUGGACAGACACAAGGUGAAAAUUCCACAUCACAAGGAUCAGGUCCGGGUCCCGGUGUGCCAGGGAGUUCAGGUACAGAAGGUCCGGAGACUAUUCCAAAACAGGAACAGGCAACAAGUGGGGCGACUGGUCAGUCAGGUUUACAAAUUCCGAUCGGUGUGGAUCAGGCAAAAGGUGAAACCGAUCCGUUAAACAAACCGGAUACGACCACGACGAAUACGACGAAUGCACCAGCCACAACAACAACAACGACGACCACUGCCCCAGAAGCAACGAGUACCACGAGUACAGAAGCGCCAAGCACGAUGACGACCCGCACACCGUCACUUCUUCGCGAAAUCGACGGCAGCCUCAGCAGCUCUGCGUGGGUGUGUGCCCCGCUGCUGCUCGCCGUAUCCGCGCUGGCGUACACCACUCUGGGCUGA